GCCUCCCAGGCCUCCAGGCCCAAGGUCAGCAUUCCCCUCUCAGCCAUCAUCGAGGUGCGCACCACCAUGCCCCUGGAGAUGCCGGAGAAAGACAACACGUUCAUCCUCAAGGUGGAGAACGGAGCAGAAUACAUCCUGGAGACCAUCGAUUCCCUGCAGAAGCACUCAUGGGUCGCUGACAUCCAGGGCUGUGUGGACCCUGGCGACAGUGAGGAAGAUAUCGAGCUGUCCUGUGCCCGGGGAAGCUGUCUAGCCAGCCGCGUGGCCUCCUGCAGCUGUGAGCUCCUGACGGAUGCAGCUGACCUGCCCCAGCCGCCGGAGACGUCAGCCGCCGUGGGUGCGGUGGUGACAGCCCCACACAGACGAGCUCGAGAUGCCGUCAGAGAGUCCCUGGUCCAUGUCCCACUAGAGACCUUCCUACAGACCCUGGAAUCGCCGGGCGGCGGUGGCAGCGACAGCAAUAACCCAGGGGAGGAGGGAACAGAGCCGGAUCCCGAGGCUGAGCCCGACCUGGAGCUCUCUGACUACCCCUGGUUCCACGGGACGCUGUCCCGGGUCAAGGCAGCGCAGCUGGUGCUGGCGGGUGGACCCCGAAGCCACGGCCUCUUCGUGAUCCGCCAAAGUGAGACCCGGCCUGGGGAGUACGUGCUGACUUUCAACUUCCAGGGCAAGGCCAAGCACCUGCGCCUGUCCCUGAACGGCCACGGCCAGUGCCACGUACAGCACCUGUGGUUCCAGUCUGUGCUCGACAUGCUCCGCCACUUCCACACGCACCCCAUCCCCCUGGAGUCAGGGGGCUCUGCGGACAUCACCCUGCGCAGCUACGUGCGGGCCCAGGGCCCUCCGCCUGGAGGCAAAGGUGCAAAUCCAGAGGCUCUGCCCUGUCCCUGGGGAGAGGCCUGCAUGAAGCUGGAUGAGGGGAAAGAAGGAGCCAAAGAGGCAUGUAUGGGUUCUGUGGGGGUCCCCGGGCACCAGAGGAGGGAGAGGCCCUUCCACCAGUGGACCAUAGGGCCCUUCAACCUUGGGGGUCCAAGAUCAGGGUCAGGGAAGUGUUUUAGUGACUCAAGCCGGGAGCUCUCGAGGAUGGUGGUCAUGCUCAGGGUGGCCUGA
Molecule: messenger RNA, 1110 nt
Organism: Carlito syrichta (Philippine tarsier)
Lineage: Eukaryota; Metazoa; Chordata; Mammalia; Primates; Tarsiidae
Gene: SH2B2
Product: SH2B adaptor protein 2
Exons: 9
Coding region: 67-1110 (347 amino acids)
Biological process (GO): antigen receptor-mediated signaling pathway; intracellular signal transduction
Cellular component (GO): plasma membrane
Molecular function (GO): transmembrane receptor protein tyrosine kinase adaptor activity
Source: RefSeq, a predicted model, not a curated record